Messenger RNA from Girardinichthys multiradiatus, 1957 nucleotides. RefSeq names its product UPF0764 protein C16orf89 homolog. Lineage: Eukaryota; Metazoa; Chordata; Actinopteri; Cyprinodontiformes; Goodeidae. The transcript is spliced from 8 exons. The record is from RefSeq and is a predicted model, not a curated record. The annotation marks the transcript as partial. Gene Ontology annotation, cellular component: membrane; cytosol.
AUAUCUAAUGUUGGAAUUUCAGGGAAUAUCUUCUUUACCUUUCCUGUUUGGGGUUUCAGGUGUAAGAUUUGUACUUUUCUCGUGUGUUUUCAGUUCUACACAAAAAAUAAAGUUUGGCAUUCAUUUGUUAUUCGUUAUGAGUUAGCUAAACUGAAUAUUAAUAAUUUGAUCAUAUGUGAUGGUCCGCCUGACGUCAAAGCUGACCCACCCCCUCUGAGAGGACAGCAGACCAUCUGUCCUCCUGGUUAUUGUCUCACCGUCUGUCCCGGAGCCUCCAGGCUGCAGAGGAACAUGCGGACAGCGGCGCUCCUACCGGCCGCGGCGCUGGCUCUGUUUGCCGCAGCGCUGUGCGCCACACGGGCCGAGGUGAUCGAUGACAUCCUGGGCAGCCUCUCCCGCGGCGUGUCCUUCCUGGAGCGGCAGCAUGAGCACAUCAACCUGGACGGGGCGGUGGGCUUCGUCAUGAUGCAGGCUGAGCUGAAGGAAGCAGUCCAGACUUGGCCUCACACAGACUCGGUCAGCUGGGCUCAGAGGACCACCACAGUCGCUCUGCUGAAUCGUCUCGAUCAAAGCCUGGAAAAGGCUGUCACCGCUUUGAAGCUGAAUGACCCCAAAUACUACAGAGAGUUUGAGCCCCUGCUGACUUCGACGUUUUGGAUGAUUCCUCAGGAAUGGCGCUCCACAGAUCCCAGUCUGGUUUAUCCCUCCACCUUGACAUCCGAGUGUUAUGAUGAGCAGCUCAGCGAUAAGUGCCUGACGCUGCUGCUGGGGACCUGGAAGAUGAACGGGACGCCCUGCAUUGUCACCAAACCCUGCCGGGACACCAUGACUCAUUUUGGUUGUCCACAUUACUCUCUGUCCCACCAGCUCCUCUACUUUAUGAUUGGCCGAAUGAGAGGGUGUAACAACUUGUUGAAAGGUGACACUCGAGCAUCCCGAACCAACAUGACUGAACAAAACUACCAAGACAUCUUCUGCUCCAACAUGAUGAAGGCCAACCAGGACAUCAUCGCUAAUGGUUUAACCGAACAAACGGUCGACAUCUUCAUUGAAAACAUCAUGAUUUGUGGAUUAGUUGGUUUCUCUGACUUCCACAAAACCGACUGGCUGCAGCACAUUCUCAGGCUGCAAGACGAUGAAGUCGGCUGUUUCGGGAGGGACAAGAGCUUCGUCUCCCAGGUUAUUGGAGAUGAGCUUCUGGAGCAGCUGCAGCCUCACAGGAGAGUAAAACGGAGGGAGAAGAUACUUCCAGAUGGCUGUUCCAGUCACAUGACGGCGGUGGCGGUCGGCGCUCUGGGAGGAUACCUGAACUUCCAUCUGACAGAGCAGGACAUAACGAAGAGGCCUCUGUCCUGAACCGCAGGGGGCGGAGACAGACUGUUGACUUAUUUUAUGAACAUAUUUGUGAUGAUGAUUCUUUAAAAAAAUGCUGGCAAGUUUGUGUCUUUUUUCACAUAAAAUAGGAUUAAAUUCAGCUAAAUUAAAAGUAAAACAUAUCUUAAACAAUAAAUAUAAAAAUAUUUGUGUCUGUGAGAAACGUUUCAGCUGUGACAUGACAAAUAAUCCAGAUUGUUACCACAUUUCUGCAUGCGCCCACCCUGACGGCAAGUUUAUCGCGUUUUAAUUCAGUGCUUCAAAUUACCGUAAAAAAACAGCAGUUUUCCUUCUCCGACCAGCUUGGUCAGAGUCAGAUGUAAAAAGGUGCAGAACAUGUUUUAUUUUUUAUUUACUGAAGAAGCAGAAAUGUUUGUAAUAUGUGGUGUUAGAUGGAGUUUAGCAGAAAACAUCUUCAGGAAUUUUCUCCACCUUUAAACUAAUUUCAGUUCAAACCUCCAUAGUCAUGUUAAAGCAUCUGUAUUUGAAAUGCAUAUUUUAUUUACAUUUACCCACACAUACGACUUGUUAUCAUAAUAACCUGUUUAUUCUUAAUAAAUGAUUGUUUUUCUUUACACAUCAA